CAGCUGCGAAGAAAGCCCCUUUCGCCAUCCUCGACUGGUAAUCCCCUCCCUCAUCAACUCGGUUGCCAAACCCUUGGCGACUUACUUACGCAUAUCGGUCCGCUUCGAAACAUCAGCCCCGAGAUAUCUUAUGUUGGUUCAUCUCUUCCAUUCCAACACCACGACACCCAUUGACCCAUCCUGGAUCGGCGAGCACUGCAACUCUACAUGCGAUAAUAGCUCGUAUCGGCAUCUGAAACGGACCCCAUCAACACACCAUGCAGCCUGCUCCGAAACUUAAGGUUUCGCCAAUAUAUCCCUCAUCCACCAUCGUCGGUCGGUCCGGCCCCCAACAUACGGCAACGCGGACCAACUCCCUUCCUGCCCCUGUUUUUGACCCGCGAGAGCUGAUCUUCCCCGAGACCUGUGGGUCGCUCUACAAGUGCCGUCGUCUCCGAUGCGUGCCGAGGCGCCUCCGGCCGCCACCUGCCAUGUAUCCGGUUCCGACCCCAAGACAUGCGUUGCGGGCUUUCACGGCAACCUACCCGUACAACCAAUGUACGCAUACAGAGCACGCAGCAACUGAGACACUGAAGAAUUCCUCUCGCCAGCCACGUAUCUCCCUUGAGCGGCGCUGUACCGCAGCCCGGGAACCAUCCGUCCCUGCAAUCGGCUCAGGCCGUCGGUGUGGCUCCAUUCGGGAAAACCCCCACGUCCAAGUCCAUAUUCACCCGACGUUCGCUAAAAUACCACCUCUAUUGGGGGAGACACCGACGCUCGUCCGAGAUUGUGAGCGUUGUCUGCCACCCCCAGAACACACGGUUCGUUUCGCCAAUCUACUCACCCGCUUCGUCCACAGUCAAACCGCAGCUUGCCAUCGUUUCAAACUUAUUGUGACAAACGGCGCAGUUGGAAUUAGGAGGAGCUUGAUGACAUAAAAAUAGGUCGCUGAUUCCAAGCAGUUUGUCGCCUUUGCAUUGCACGCAAGCCCUUGUCGCACCCGCUGAUUCAGGGCUAUCCCUGUCAUGGCUUCGUCUCUCCCCAUGUAUGUUUUUCAGCGGCCCGGAUGCUGCAUGGUCCGCUUGGCAUUUCCCGUCCAAAAUACCCUAGGUCACUUGCCGCCAUCAUCCUUUCAGUAACAGUGCAGUGUCAGACAAUACCAUACUCACGACCACCGGCGAGACCUGGUUCCCGUCCGCAAUCGGAGCCUU
Molecule: messenger RNA, 1190 nt
Organism: Colletotrichum navitas
Lineage: Eukaryota; Fungi; Ascomycota; Sordariomycetes; Glomerellales; Glomerellaceae
Exons: 1
Coding region: 258-917 (219 amino acids)
Source: RefSeq, a predicted model, not a curated record